UAGAGAACAUCUCCUAACAUAUCAAGUAAAAUUUGUAUUUAUAUCACUCUCUACAUCCUUUGUUUUAGAAAACAUCUCAAGGAACGAAAAGAAAUGUCGACCGAGUCGUAUGAAGAUACCCUUGAAAGACUUGGAGAGCUUCUCAGUUGUAAAUCGGAUCUCGGGAAAGUGGCGGCGACAAAGAUUAAGAAGUUAUUUGAUGAGCUAGAGGAACAUAAAUCCAACAAGUCAUCAGAUGCUGUAGAACGAAUCCAAUCCGGAUUUAUCCAUUUCAAGACUCACAAAUUUUUGAAGAAACCUUCGUUGUACAAUGCACUUGCCAAGAGCCAGAAUCCCAAGUUUCUGGUGUUUGCUUGUUCGGACUCCCGAGUUAGCCCUUCUCACAUCUUGAACUUCCAACCUGGGGAAGCCUUUGAAAUUAGAAACAUUGCAAACAUGGUUCCACUUUUUGACAAGACACAACACUCUGGUACUGGUGCGGCUAUGGAAUAUCCAAUUACAAAACUCAACGUGGAGAACAUUCUUGUGAUUGGUCACAGCCGUUGUGGUGGAAUAAAGGCACUUAUGUCAAUUGAAGAUGAUGCAGCUCCCAAUAAGAGCAUCUUCAUAGAAGACUGGGUCAAGAUCGGUACAUCGGCCAAGAACAAGGUCAAGCAGGAGUUUGGAGACUUGAGCUUCGAAGAACAGUGCACUCACUGUGAAAAGGAAGCGGUGAACGUUACCUUGGGGAAUCUGUUGUCUUACCCAUUCGUGAGAGAAAGAGUGGAGAAGGGAAAGCUUGCCUUAAGAGGAGCUCACUACGAUUUCGUGAAUGGGACGUUUGAACUCUGGGAACUCGACGUCAAGACCACCCCUGCCUAUGCCUUUUCUUAAAACAGUCCUACUUACCUUUUCUCUAUGUUGCUUCUAAGUGUGUUCUUAUUAUGUACUUGCUUCUGAUUCUUAUUUCUCUUUCUUUUUUAUGUUUCUGUGUGAAAAGUAAUGAAUAAGCUCUAAAGAGCAUUUGUUUAGUUUCCA
Molecule: messenger RNA, 1017 nt
Organism: Brassica rapa (field mustard)
Lineage: Eukaryota; Viridiplantae; Streptophyta; Magnoliopsida; Brassicales; Brassicaceae
Product: beta carbonic anhydrase 3
Biological process (GO): carbon utilization
Molecular function (GO): carbonate dehydratase activity; zinc ion binding
Source: RefSeq, a predicted model, not a curated record